GAAGCUGUUGCCGGCAUCCGGUGUGCAGGCGGACUCAUGGAUCCCGACGGCCGAUGGCGGCACCUACCCAGCGGGCCCAGCCUAAAGCACUUGACCGACCCCUCUUACGGGAUCCCGCGGGAGCAGCAACAGCCAGCGUUGCAGGAGCUGACGCGGGCGCAUGUCGAGUCCUUCAACUACGCUGUGCGCGAGGGGCUCAGCCACGCGGUGCAGGCCAUCCCUCCCUUUGAAUUUGCUUUCAAAGAUGAGCGGAUCUCUCUUACUAUUGUGGAUGCUGUCAUCAGUCCACCCACAGUUCCAAAAGGGAGCAUCUGUAAAGAGCUCAAUGUUUAUCCAGCAGAAUGCCGGGGCCGAAGGAGCACCUACCGGGGAAAGCUGACGGCCGAUAUCAGCUGGGCAGUGAAUGGAAUCUCAAAAGGAAUCAUUAAACAGUUCCUUGGCUAUGUUCCCAUCAUGGUGAAAUCCAAGCUUUGCAACUUAUACAACCUUCCUCCAAAAGCCCUCAUCCAGCACCACGAGGAAGCAGAGGAAAUGGGAGGCUAUUUUAUAAUCAAUGGCAUCGAAAAAGUCAUCCGAAUGUUGAUUAUGCCUCGCAGAAAUUUCCCCAUCGCGAUGGUAAGACCAAAAUGGAAGAGCAGAGGGCCUGGCUAUACUCAGUAUGGAGUUUCGAUGCACUGUGUGAGGGAAGAACAUUCCGCCGUCAAUAUGAACCUUCACUACUUGGAAAAUGGCACGGUUAUGUUGAACUUUAUUUACCGGAAAGAACUGUUUUUUUUUCCUUUGGGAUUUGCACUUAAGGCACUUGUCAGCUUUUCCGAUUAUCAGAUUUUUCAGGAGCUCAUCAAAGGAAAGGAAGAUGACUCUUUCUUUAGGAACUCUGUUUCUCAGAUGUUAAGGAUUGUAAUGGAAGAGGGAUGUUCCACACAAAAACAGGUCCUUAGCUAUCUGGGGGAACGCUUCAGAGUAAAACUCAGUCUUCCUGACUGGUACCCAAAUGAACACGCUGCAGAGUUUCUCUUCAGCCAGUGCAUCUGUAUCCACUUGAAAUCCAACACUGAAAAGUUUUAUGUGCUUUGUCUCAUGACCCGGAAGCUCUUUGCUUUAGCCAAAGGAGAGUGCAUGGAGGAGAAUCCUGACAGUUUAGUGAAUCAAGAGGUCCUGACCCCCGGGCAGCUCUUCCUCAUGUUUCUGAAGGAAAAAUUGGAAGCUUGGUUAGCAUCUAUUAAAAUAGCUGUAGACAAGAAGGCCCAGAAGACCAAUGUGUCCUUAAACACUGAAAAUUUGAUGAAGAUUUUUACUCUGGGAACAGACCUUACAAAACCAUUUGAAUAUCUUCUUGCUACUGGGAAUCUACGUUCUAAAACAGGUCUCGGCUUCCUGCAAGAUUCCGGACUUUGUGUUGUGGCUGACAAGCUGAACUUCAUACGCUAUCUCUCCCAUUUCCGCUGUGUGCACAGAGGGGCAGAUUUUGCCAAGAUGCGGACCACCACAGUACGCAGGCUGCUGCCGGAGUCCUGGGGUUUCCUUUGCCCCGUGCACACCCCCGACGGGGAGCCCUGUGGUCUGAUGAACCACUUAACCACCAUAUGUGAGGUCGUCACACAGUUUGUGUACACAGCAUCUAUCCCAGCUUUGCUCUGCAACUUGGGCGUCACUCCAGUUGAUGGAGCGCCACAUCGGCCAUACAGCGAGUGCUACCCUGUCCUGCUGGACGGUGUCAUGGUUGGCUGGGCGGAUAAGGAGCUUGCUCCUGGCAUUGCCGAUUCUCUCCGACAUUUUAAGGUUUUGAGAGAAAAAAGAAUUCCUCCCUGGAUGGAGGUGGUCCUGGUCCCCAUGACAGGAAAACCAAGUCUGUACCCAGGAUUGUACCUUUUUACCACUCCUUGUAGACUGGUGCGGCCUGUGCAGAACUUGGAAUUGGGCAAAGAAGAACUAAUUGGAACUAUGGAACAGAUCUUCAUGAACGUUGCUGUCUUUGAGGAUGAGGUUUUGGCUGGCGUUACCACCCACCAGGAGCUCUUCCCUCACAGCCUGCUGAGUGUGAUCGCCAACUUCAUCCCUUUCUCUGAUCACAACCAAAGUCCAAGAAACAUGUACCAGUGCCAGAUGGGUAAGCAGACUAUGGGCUUUCCACUCCUCACUUUUCAAGACCGGUCAGAUAAUAAACUGUAUCGUCUUCAGACUCCACAGAGCCCUUUAGUGCGACCAUACAUGUAUGAUUAUUAUGACAUGGAUAACUAUCCGAUUGGGACAAAUGCCAUUGUUGCUGUUAUUUCUUACACUGGCUAUGAUAUGGAAGAUGCCAUGAUUGUGAAUAAGGCCUCUUGGGAACGAGGCUUUGCCCACGGAAGUGUCUACAAGUCCGAGUGUAUAGAUCUGUCUGAAAAAAUCAAACAAGGAGAUGAUAGUCUGGUCUUUGGAGUCAAACCUGGUGACCCACGGAUUCUGCAGAAGUUGGAUGAUGAUGGAUUACCAUUUAUUGGAGCACAACUGCAGUAUGGAGAUCCAUAUUACAGCUACGUAAACCUCAACACCGGGGAAAGCUUUGUGAUGUACUAUAAGAGUAAAGAAAAUUGUAUUGUGGAUAACAUCAAAGUGUGCAGUAAUGACACUGGAAAUGGCAAAUUCAAGUGUGUUUGCAUCACGAUGAGAGUCCCUCGGAACCCAACUAUCGGGGAUAAAUUUGCCAGUCGUCAUGGGCAGAAGGGCAUCUUGAGCAGACUGUGGCCAGUUGAGGACAUGCCAUUCACUGAGAGCGGGAUGGUUCCAGACAUUCUGUUCAAUCCUCACGGUUUUCCAUCCCGCAUGACCAUCGGUAUGUUGAUUGAGAGUAUGGCAGGGAAGUCUGCAGCUUUACAUGGUCUCUGCCAUGAUGCUACGCCCUUCAUCUUCUCAGAGGAGAACUCGGCCCUGGAGUACUUUGGUGAGAUGUUGAAGGCUGCUGGCUACAACUACUAUGGCACUGAGAGGUUGUAUAGUGGCAUCAGUGGGCUAGAGCUGGAUGCAGACAUCUUCAUAGGUGUGGUUUAUUACCAACGCUUACGCCACAUGGUCUCAGACAAAUUCCAAGUUAGGACAACAGGAGCCAGAGACAAAGUCACUAACCAGCCUAUCGGGGGAAGAAACGUCCAGGGUGGAAUCCGUUUUGGGGAGAUGGAGCGGGACGCCCUUUUAGCUCAUGGUACAUCUUUUCUCCUUCACGACCGGCUCUUCAACUGCUCGGAUCGGUCUGUAGCCCACGUGUGUGUGAAGUGUGGUAGUUUGCUCUCCCCGCUGUUGGAGAAGCCACCCCCAUCGUGGUCCACCAUGCGCAACAGGAAGUACAACUGUACUCUGUGUAACCGCAGUGACACCAUCGACACUGUUUCCGUGCCUUACGUCUUUCGGUAUUUUGUAGCUGAACUGGCAGCUAUGAACAUCAAAGUGAAACUGGAUAUCGUUUAACUUGACGCUGGCCUUUUGGGUCAAGAUUGCUAUCAGAUUAAAACAAAAUGUAACUUUAGUUCAUUGAA
Molecule: messenger RNA, 3512 nt
Organism: Lagenorhynchus albirostris (white-beaked dolphin)
Lineage: Eukaryota; Metazoa; Chordata; Mammalia; Artiodactyla; Delphinidae
Gene: POLR1B
Product: RNA polymerase I subunit B
Exons: 15
Coding region: 37-3444 (1135 amino acids)
Biological process (GO): DNA-templated transcription
Cellular component (GO): nucleus; RNA polymerase I complex
Molecular function (GO): DNA-directed RNA polymerase activity; ribonucleoside binding; DNA binding
Source: RefSeq, a predicted model, not a curated record